UCACAUCCGGUCCUGACCGGAACUCCCCGCGGCUCCCGGAAGCGCUGUAGCUUGGGCGAUGGCUGACCUGGACUCCUCGUUCCGGGGUGGACCCGAGGCCGCGGCGCCCCCACGAUAGAACGGACCUGGGUCCCGAGGUGAAAAGCAUCGGGCUGAACUGCGCCACAGAAGGGACCCUUGGACCCCCCGGCCCCUCCCCAGCCCUCCCCUGACCUCUUCAUUGCCUUGGCGAGGCUGCCCAGGAGCCUGGGAUGGAAGGGUCCAAGGCGUCCAGCAGCACCAUGCAGGUGAGCUUCGUGUGCCAGCGCUGCAGCCAGCCCCUGAAACUGGACACCAGCUUCAAGAUCCUGGACCGUGUCACCAUCCAGGAGCUCACAGCUCCAUUACUUACCACAGCCCAGGCUAAACCAGGAGAGACCCAGGAAGAAGAGGCUAACUCGGGGGAGGAGCCAUUUGUGGAAACCCGCCAGGACGGCAUCUCCCGCCGGUUCAUCCCCCCAGCCAGGAUGCUGUCCACAGAGAGCGCCAACAGCUUCACACUCCUUGGGGAGGCAUCUGACGGCGGCACCAUGGAGAACCUCAGCCGCAGGCUGAAGGUCACUGGGGACCUUUUUGACAUCAUGUCGGGCCAGACAGAUGUGGACCACCCACUGUGUGAGGAGUGCACAGAUACUCUCCUGGACCAGCUGGACACGCAGCUCAAUGUCACCGAGAACGAGUGUCAGAACUACAAGCGCUGUUUGGAGAUCCUGGAGCAAAUGAAUGAGGACGACAGCGAGCAGCUGCAGCGGGAGCUGAGGGAGCUCGCCCUGGAGGAGGAGCGGCUAAUCCAGGAGCUGGAGGAGGUGGAAAAGAACCGACAGGUGGUGGCCGAGAACCUGGAGACGGUGCAGGCCGAGGCUGAGCGGCUGGACCAGGAGGAAGCCCAGUACCAGCGGGAAUACAGCGAAUUCAAACGGCAACAGCUGGAGCUGGAUGAUGAGCUGAAGAGUGUAGAGAACCAGAUGCGCUAUGCACAGAUGCAGCUGGACAAGCUGAAGAAGACCAACGUCUUCAAUGCCACCUUCCACAUCUGGCACAGCGGGCAGUUUGGCACCAUCAACAACUUCAGGCUGGGGCGCCUGCCCAGCGUCCCUGUGGAGUGGAAUGAGAUCAACGCCGCAUGGGGCCAGACAGUGCUGCUGCUGCACGCCCUGGCCAAUAAGAUGGGUCUGAAGUUUCAGAGGUAUCGACUUGUUCCCUAUGGAAACCAUUCAUACCUGGAGUCCCUGGCAGACAAAUCCAAGGAGCUGCCUUUGUACUGUUCUGGGGGGCUGCGGUUUUUCUGGGACAACAAAUUCGACCAUGCCAUGGUGGCUUUCCUGGACUGUGUGCAGCAGUUCAAAGAGGAGGUGGAGAAGGGCGAGACGCGGUUUUGCCUUCCGUACAGGAUGGACGUGGAGAAAGGCAAGAUCGAGGACACCGGCGGCAGCGGGGGCUCCUACUCCAUCAAAACUCAGUUCAACUCCGAGGAGCAGUGGACAAAAGCGCUCAAGUUCAUGCUGACCAAUCUGAAGUGGGGUCUUGCCUGGGUUUCCUCGCAAUUUUAUAACAAAUGACUUCUUUCCUUAGGGGAUAUUUGCCUGAAAGGCUUCAAGGGUUCAUUUUUUGGUUUUUGGGGUCUUUUUUUGGUAUUGGGGAUCAAACUCGGGACCUUGCACUUGCAAGGGAGGCGACAGCAGCACUGAGCUAAAUCCCCGGCCCUAAGUUUUGUUUUGUUUGCCAAAAAAAAAGUUUUAAAUUUGGGUGAUAGUAAACAGCACGUGUUUACAAUACCAAAAGAGACAAAAUCCACAAAAGUGGCUUUAUUUUAAGCUGUGGUGUGACAGCUGGCACUCUAGCCACCAGCCCUGGCCUAGUUUUGACUCAUCCCCAUGCCUUCCUUUCCUUCUCUCCCUGAAAAACAACUAAUUUAAUUUUCCUUUUUUUUCACUGAGUUGAAUUGAAGUUGAUGUAUUUUCACUGGAUUUUAUCUGUGUCAACUUCUUGCACUUAAAGUAUGGAAUAGAAACUGGUCUCCAUUGAGACACUGAGAUGUGAGGCGCACAUUGGAUGACACGGGAAAUGACGUCUCCUCUCUGCCCAGCCACCAUGUGAUUCGAUCGCGUGAUGCCAUCCCAGGAGCCUGAUGCUGAACCCUCUCCUCCCUGGGUUCCUUAGUGAACCCUGCGUUGCCCUGUAGUGUGGCAAGGAUGGAGUCUGGUCUGUUUGGGACGUUCCAAAGAGGUUGCAUUAUUGUAAUAAAAGAUUUGCUACAGUGUGGUA
This is a messenger RNA of Heterocephalus glaber (naked mole-rat), 2304 nucleotides long. It is a transcript of the gene Becn1, whose product is annotated as beclin 1. Gene Ontology annotation, molecular function: phosphatidylinositol 3-kinase binding; protein-macromolecule adaptor activity. Gene Ontology annotation, cellular component: phagophore assembly site; phosphatidylinositol 3-kinase complex, class III, type I; phosphatidylinositol 3-kinase complex, class III, type II. NCBI's taxonomy places the organism in Eukaryota, Metazoa, Chordata, Mammalia, Rodentia, Bathyergidae. The record is from RefSeq and is a predicted model, not a curated record. Gene Ontology annotation, biological process: mitophagy; autophagosome assembly; cellular response to nitrogen starvation.